AUGUCGGGAAGACAACAGAGGGUGAUGAUCCAGCCGAUCAAUGUGAUCUUCCGACAUUUGCAACAACAGACGCGCGUAUCACUCUGGCUGUAUGACAACGUGGAAUAUCGCCUCGAAGGCAAGAUCAUUGGAUUUGAUGAGUUUAUGAAUGUAACACUGGCUGAUGCGGAAGAGGUACAUAUGAACGCACAGAAGGACCGAAAACCGCUGGGCCGUCUACUACUGAAAGGCGAUAACAUCACACUGAUCCAGCCGGCGAUGUAG
This is a messenger RNA of Malassezia globosa CBS 7966, 264 nucleotides long. RefSeq lists its product as uncharacterized. The transcript is spliced from 4 exons. The record is from RefSeq and is a predicted model, not a curated record. Gene Ontology annotation, biological process: mRNA splicing, via spliceosome; spliceosomal snRNP assembly. Gene Ontology annotation, molecular function: RNA binding. Lineage: Eukaryota; Fungi; Basidiomycota; Malasseziomycetes; Malasseziales; Malasseziaceae. The coding region runs from base 1 to 264 and encodes 87 amino acids. Gene Ontology annotation, cellular component: U4/U6 x U5 tri-snRNP complex; precatalytic spliceosome; U5 snRNP.